AUGCUUGCCAUUCGCCCAUCAGUCUGUAGGGCGUGCCGAAAGGCCCAGAUCCGCCCGGCGAGAGCGUUCGCAACCGCCAGCGGUCCCAUCCAGCAGCCGCCCCGCGACAACUAUGUGAAGCUCGUCGAGGUCGGUCCUCGCGAUGGCCUCCAGAACGAGAAGAAGACGAUACCCCUUGCGACCAAGAUCGAGCUGAUUGAGAGGCUCGCCAAGACUGGUGUGUCUACAAUUGAAGGCGGCUCCUUUGUCUCGCCGAAAUGGGUUCCCCAGAUGGCCAAUUCAAGCGAAAUUCUUGAGCACCUCCUCACCCGAAAGGUCUCCUCUCCAGCCCAAACAUCAUACUCAUUUCUUGCACCGAAUAUCAAGGGUCUGCAGAACGCCCAAGCGCUGCUGGCCAAAUACCCCGGCGCAUUCGCAUCACAACUCCAGCCCUCAGCUGAUGCUUCGACUCCCGCCGUCGAAGUUGCCGUUUUCGCGGCAGCGACCGAAUCUUUCUCGAAGAAGAACCUCAACUGCGACAUUGCGACGUCACUAGACCGCUUCCGCGAGGUCAUUCGCGAGUCAAAAGCGGCCGGCCUCCGCGUUCGCGCAUACGUCUCCGUGGUCCUCGGCUGUCCCUUUGAGGGGUACGACGUUGACCCGCACAAGGUCGCCGAGAUCUCGACGGAACUGCUGGAGUCAGGCGCCGACGAGGUGUCCCUGGGCGACACCACCGGCAUGGGAACCGCUCCCCGGACCAAGGAGCUGUUGAACUGCAUGAGGGCUGCGGGAAUCCGCAACGAGGAUAUUGCGAUGCACUUCCACGACACGUACGGCCAGGCCCUGGUUAACACGGCUGUGUCUUUGGAGCAUGGUAUUCGCACUUUCGACAGCAGUGUUGGCGGUCUUGGAGGAUGUCCUUACAGCCCCGGUGCGACUGGCAAUGUGGCUACGGAAAACAUGAUUUACUUUAUUGAGAGUCUGGGUAUGGACACUGGCAUUGACCUGGAUGCGAUGUCUGAUAUUGGUGCUUGGAUCACGGGCGAGUUGAGCAAGGCCAACGACAGCACUGUUGGAAAGGCUGUUUUGGGCGCCAGAUCUCGUGAAGCGGCGACAGCCGCCCAAGCUGACACUGAGACCGAUAAUGGCACACUGGGAAGCUCCCAGGCGUCCAAGGCCCGCGCCCCCCAGUCACCAGUGAUCUUAUCGGCGCCACCUCAGCUUGCCGAGCGGGCUCCACCAAGACGAAGCAAGCUCCAGUGCAGUGCAUUCGACGACACUGCACCGACCUGCCAACCUCCUCCAGCUACGUACAUCGCAGCGCCUCGCAUCGUCUCCAUCAAUCCGCCCGCCCACGCCCUUCCUAAUCGCCCCCCCUCCGACCCAACACGCAUUGUCUUCUAA
Molecule: messenger RNA, 1383 nt
Organism: Colletotrichum costaricense
Lineage: Eukaryota; Fungi; Ascomycota; Sordariomycetes; Glomerellales; Glomerellaceae
Exons: 3
Coding region: 1-1383 (460 amino acids)
Biological process (GO): L-leucine catabolic process; ketone body biosynthetic process
Molecular function (GO): hydroxymethylglutaryl-CoA lyase activity
Source: RefSeq, a predicted model, not a curated record